CCCGCUGGCUCCCCGGCCGCGCGGCGCCUCCCCCAGGCCCCAGCACACCCUGCCAACGCCGCAGCCGCGGCUGCCCCCACCGGGACCGAGGGUGACUCACACCUGUAAUCCCAGCCCUUUGGGAGGCCGAGGAGCUACCUUUGCACCCUGCCUCUGGCUCUCCUGAGCAGAGAGAUCCUGAUGGCUGACUCAGAAGCACUCCCCUCCCUUGCUGGGGACCCAGUGGCUGUGGAAGCCUUGCUCCGGGCCGUGUUUGGGGUUGUUGUGGAUGAGGCCAUUCAGAAAGGAACCAGUGCCUCCCAGAAGGUCUGUGAGUGGAAGGAGCCUGAGGAGCUGAAGCAGCUGCUGGAUUUGGAGCUGCGGAGCCAGGGCGAGUCCCAGGAGCAGAUCCUGGAGCGGUGUCGGGCUGUGAUUCGCUACAGUGUCAAGACUGGUCACCCUCGGUUCUUCAACCAGCUCUUCUCAGGGUUGGAUCCCCAUGCUCUGGCCGGGCGCAUUAUCACUGAGAGCCUCAACACCAGCCAGUACACAUAUGAAAUCGCCCCCGUGUUUGUGCUCAUGGAAGAGGAGGUGCUGAGGAAACUGCGGGCCCUGGUGGGCUGGAGCUCUGGGGAUGGAAUCUUCUGCCCUGGUGGCUCCAUCUCCAACAUGUAUGCUGUAAAUCUGGCCCGCUAUCAGCGCUACCCGGAUUGCAAGCAGAGGGGCCUCCGCACACUGCCGCCCCUGGCACUAUUCACAUCGAAGGAGUGUCACUACUCCAUCCAGAAGGGAGCUGCGUUUCUGGGACUUGGCACCGACAGUGUCCGAGUAGUCAAGGCUGAUGAGAGAGGGAAAAUGGUCCCCGAGGAUCUGGAGAGGCAGAUUGGUAUGGCUGAGGCUGAGGGUGCUGUGCCGUUCCUGGUCAGUGCCACCUCUGGCACCACUGUGCUAGGGGCCUUUGACCCCCUGGAGGCAAUUGCUGAUGUGUGCCAGCGUCAUGGGCUCUGGCUGCAUGUGGAUGCUGCCUGGGGUGGGAGCGUCCUGCUGUCACAGACACACAGGCAUCUCCUGGAUGGGAUCCAGAGGGCUGACUCUGUGGCCUGGAAUCCCCACAAGCUCCUCGCGGCAGGCCUGCAAUGCUCUGCACUUCUUCUCCAGGAUACCUCGAACCUGCUCAAGCGCUGCCAUGGGUCCCAGGCCAGCUACCUUUUCCAGCAGGACAAGUUCUACGAUGUGGCUCUGGACACGGGAGACAAGGUAGUGCAGUGUGGCCGCCGUGUGGACUGUCUGAAGCUGUGGCUCAUGUGGAAGGCACAGGGCGAUCAAGGGCUGGAACGGCGCAUCGACCAGGCCUUUGCCCUUGCCCGGUACCUGGUAGAGGAAAUAAAGAAGCGGGAAGGGUUGGAGCUAGUCAUGGAGCCUGAGUUCGUCAAUGUGUGUUUCUGGUUCGUACCCCCCAGCCUGCGAGGGAAGCAGGACAGUCCAGAUUACCACGAGAGGCUGUCCAAGGUGGCCCCCAUGCUCAAGGAGCGCAUGGUGAAGGAGGGCUCCAUGAUGAUUGGCUACCAGCCCCACGGAACCCGGGGUAACUUCUUCCGUGUGGUUGUGGCCAACCCUGCGCUGACCUGUGCUGAUAUGGACUUCCUCCUCAACGAGCUGGAGCGACUAGGCCAGGACCUGUGAGCCUUCUCCUUGCUGCCAGCCUUGAUACCACCCCUCACCCGCAGAGUCGCUGCAUUUCCUCCCUGUGCUCUCAAGAACAGCCUUUGAGGCCGGGCACGGUGGCUCAUGCCUGUAAUCCCAGCAUUUUGGGAGGCCAAGGCAGGUGGAUCACUUGAGGUCAGGAGUUCGAGACCAGCCUGGCCAAUAAGGUGAAACCCUGUCUCUACUAAAUAUACAAAAAUUAGCCGAGCAUGGUGGCAUGCGCCUGUCAUCCCAGCUACUCAGGAGGCUGAGGCAGAAUUGCUUGAACCCAGGAGGCAGAGGUUGCAGUGAGCUGAGAUCGCACCCCUGCACUCCAGGCUGGGCAACAGAACGAGACUCCGUCUCAAAAAAAAAAAAAAAAAAAAAAAAAGAACAGCCUUUCUAGGCCACAGUGAUCUGCACAAUGUUUAUAUGCUUUGACCUACUAACUCCUUCUCCUAACUAAAUAUUUGAUUUUAGGAGAGUGUUUAAAUAAAUUAUAGUAUGUCUGUAUGAUGGAAUGUCAUUUUGCCAUUAAAAUUAUGUUUACAAAGGUAAUUUUUAUUGACAUAAAAAUAACUUUAAUUUAUGUUGAAAAAGCUGAAUAUAAGACUUUAUAUACAGUAAUAUUUGAGCUAUGUUCAAAAAUACAUAGGAAAAGACUGAUAAAAUGAAAUAUGGCAAAAUGUUAAUAGUUUUCCCUGGAAUAGGGUAAUAGGCAAUUUUAAAACAGACUCCUUUAAAAAAACAAAAGAAAAAAGCAUAGACUCCUUUAUAUGUUUUGAGCUCCCUCCCUUUUAUUAUGUAAUCAAUAUGCAUUACUUUUGUAAUGGGAAAAUAAUAAAGUUAAAAUUUCAAGUGCA
Molecule: messenger RNA, 2525 nt
Organism: Mandrillus leucophaeus (drill)
Lineage: Eukaryota; Metazoa; Chordata; Mammalia; Primates; Cercopithecidae
Gene: CSAD
Product: cysteine sulfinic acid decarboxylase
Exons: 17
Coding region: 181-1662 (493 amino acids)
Biological process (GO): carboxylic acid metabolic process
Cellular component (GO): cytoplasm
Molecular function (GO): sulfinoalanine decarboxylase activity; pyridoxal phosphate binding
Source: RefSeq, a predicted model, not a curated record